AUGGUACCAUACAUGAAAUUUGAAAACAUCAAAGAUGAACGGCCAUCUCUCCAUCUAUGGUUGUCUCCCCUUAUAAUCUCUCACGUGGAAAAUAAUGCCGAAGAGCUUCAACCAGAGAUAUACGAGGGACUCAUUGCCAUGACUACAACUGGAGCUCAGUACGCUUUAACAGCAGCCACAACAGCCAGCCAUGGCGGGGGUAAUUCGACGAUUGUGAAGACGGAGAGCAAACCAAGUCUUGUUGUUGUCACAACUUCGAGUACAAGUGCUAGUGCUAGUGCUGCACAAACCCAAGGCACCAGGAGUCAACUCAUUACUGUUGUAACUAGUCCCGAUCCAUCUAAUCUAUCCAAUAGUAAUAAUCUCCAACCCAUCCAGCUGGUGGUGCAAGAUCCUUUGGAAACAGCUGCAGAUUCAUCAAAUGGCUCAUCAGGUACAGCAGCUCACGUAACAGCACAAGUGGUGGUCAAUACAACUCAUUCGGGACAACAUACUCUCAUUGAUUCGGACGUUGCUUCAACAUCGACCGGGACAAUCGUCAGUGGAUCACCUCAUUAUAUUACAGUAACAGUGUCUGGUGACGCCGAAGCUGUGGGGUCUGAAUCGGCAUCCCAUCCAACUUAUGUUCAAUACGUCCAGGGAGAUGGUUCCACUUAUAAUCUCGCUAAUGGAGAGAUGACAUAUCCAGUGUACGCUGUCGGUGAGGCAGGAGCCAUGUACACUCCGGCCUCGAGUCAGUACUACACAUCAGCAACGACACCAGUCACUUAUGCACAAGUUUCUGGACAGGGCUCUAACACAACGACGAACCAGCUCCUCUCCCAAGGCAACGGCACGUACCUUAUACAGCAGAGCGUAGUCGAUGGAGAUCCAACAACCCAUGCGUUAAUAUCAGCAGCAACAGCUCGAGCAAGUCCCCAGACAGAGAGUGCAGAUGCUGUGGUUAGCGGGGGUGGAGGGGCAUACCUAAUCAGUGGUAAUGCUGGAGGGACUGCUAUCAACGUGGAUGAGACUGCCACAGCGGCCAACAUGACGCAUGCCACUAGAGUCUCGCAAGCCACCGUGCAAUGGCUGCUGGAGAAUUAUGAAACAGCCGAUGGUGUAUCUCUGCCGCGAUCCACCCUCUACAAUCACUACCUACGCCACUGUUCGGAAAAUAAAUUGGAUCCAGUAAAUGCAGCUAGUUUUGGAAAAUUGAUUCGUUCAGUAUUCUUAGGAUUGAGAACACGACGUCUUGGCACACGGGGCAACUCCAAAUACCAUUACUAUGGGAUCCGAGUAAAGCCAAAUUCACCGCUUAUAAUGUUGAACGAGGACGGUACAUGCCGCCCGCAAGCACCCACUAACAAUCAAACAAAACGCUUCAAGUUCUCCAAUCAAAAGCAAGAGUCAUCGUAUGAAAAUAAUAGCCACGGAAGUGUCAACAUAACAUCGAACACAACAAGCCCUCAGUAUCAUCAGUACUUGGGUGAAGCGAGCGGUGCAAUUCCUGAAUUUCCAGAAAUUGUUGUAAGUCACAGCUCCUCCCUUCCCGAGGAUUGUACCCUUGAGGAUAUUGAUACCUUCAGAAGUAUCUACCGAGAGCACUGUGAGGCAUUCCUCGAUGCAGUGCUCAAUUUCGAGUUUGGUACUGUUGAGAGCCUGUGGAGAGAGUUCUGGCGCAGCCAAGAUAACAAUAAUGGUGACGAAUGCGAGGAGGAAAAAUAUCUAUCCAAGACAAAACUCUAUCAGAUGUCCAAGUGUCGCGAGGUCCAAGAGUUCAUAAAAACUGUCGACUAUACGUUCUACCAGAAUUUAGUUGAAGUGCUGAUGCCUGAUGUAUUGCGACCCAUUCCCAGCACUCUGACCCAAUCUAUAAGGAACUUUGCCAAGGGCCUCGAGAGCUGGCUUACCACUGCUAUGAAUGACUGUCCCGAGGAAAUGAUGCAAAUUAAAUUAACAGCUGUAUCUGCAUUUGCUCAGACACUCAGGCGUUACACAUCCCUUAAUCAUUUGGCUCAAGCUGCUAGAGCUGUCCUCCAGAAUUCUAGUCAAAUUAAUCAGAUGCUAGCCGAUCUCAAUCGAGUGGACUUUCAUAAUGUUCAGGAACAGGCCUCAUGGGUUUGUCAGUGUGACUAUACCGUUGUUCAGCGUUUAGAAGCUGAUUUCAAAAUGACAUUGCAGCAACAAAAUUCACUAGAACAGUGGGCAGUUUGGUUAAAGAGUGUUGUUACACAAGUACUCAAACCUUACGAAGGAAAAACAACAUUCGCUAAGGCAGCACGACAAUUUCUCCUCAAAUGGUCAUUCUAUAGUUCAAUGGUGAUUCGUGACUUGACACUCAGGAGUGCUGCAAGCUUUGGAUCAUUUCAUCUAAUUCGAUUACUCUACGAUGAAUACAUGUUUUAUUUAAUUGAGCAUCAAGUUGCUGUUGCAACUGGUACAACUCCAAUUGCUGUUAUGGGAGAUAAGAAUCAAACUUGUCAAAUGCUCAACACCUUUGGCACAACUUCGAACGGAGAUGCGCCGAGCCCCGAAACACAAAAACGCAUGAAAAUGAGCUAACUGAGAGCGGAUGGACUGUAGAUUAGGUUAAAAAAAUCAACAAACGAGAAAGUACAUCUCUCUCAACGCAGAACAAUUUAAAGUCAUGCAGGCCUAUCAAGUGUUGAAUUUAGUUCAAUAUAAAAUUAUUAUUUUUGAUAUAAAUGAAGCGACAAAACAAACGAAGAGAAUGUGAAAUCGAAUGGCAGACUACGUAAAUGAGAAUUUAUCACCUAUACGGGGCUCAUCCCGCAUUAUCGCGCAUAAAAUUAAUCAGUCGUAAAUUUAUGGGCUAAAUACAGGUGAUAAAUUGUUUCUGGAUUAGUCUGGUUAGUAAUAAUAGAUGAAUGGAAAAAUUUCAACAGAUAUGUCUCUACAAAAUAAUAAGAAAAAAAUUAGUAAAUAAAUGAAUGAUUAUAAAAAAAUUUGUACGGAAAUUGAUAUUUCUGUCGAUUUAAGUUAAAAGCCAGGUCUCAUACAAUAUUUCCUCAUUUACGAGGAAUAAUAACAUUUUUGUGGGUAUAUUAUAAAAAAAAAAAAAAACCAAAAAAAAAUCAUUCUAUCCCCGUGUUCAUUAUUUAUUAUGAGUCAAGUCUGUUGGAUUUUUUCACAUCUAAAUAUCUAGUCAGUUUUCUUAUUAUUGAGAUAAAAAUUGUCCGAGUUAUUUGAAUCAGGCAAAGAACCAAAAAUAAGGGGAGAUUAAGCAAUGUUGAUAUACGCAAGGUAAUUAACGAAAAAUUGAAUAAUAUAUAAAGAAAUUGUCUUCAUUGGAGUGAUUUUUAUUCACCCGUCCCUGCACAAAUUGUGAAUUGAAGUGUUGUUGACCAAUGCACUUGCCCAUUGAUCUAUUGCAAUAUGCAAAUGGAUUAUUACGAAUACAAGGGUCACGAAUAGAUUUAGAUAGCUCAUUAAUUGCUGGUGUACGUAUACUUAGUAAUAGAAUUAACAGAAUUUAUUGGCCAAGAUUGAUCGAGUAAUUCAAUGUUAUUCAAGUAAAGUUUUUUUUUUUUUUUUUUUUUUAACACCAAUUUCUGAUAUCUCGAGAUCGGCUUAGUGAAAUUGAAUAAUUUUGUUUUUGUUCAUCUUGAAAAUAAUUUUGCUAGUUUUAACAAUUGAUUGAAAAGUGUCAAAAUUGGACAGUCUAUUCGAGAGAUAUUAUGGAUUGAGAAAUGGCAUUUUGCCUCGCGUACAAUUAAUUGAUGCUUUUUGAGUUUCUCGAAAUAGAAUUCCUUCGAGUUUAAUACUGUCCAUAAGUAAUAACAGAACAGAAGGAUAUUCUAUGUUCGACAAACAAGCACUAUAGGUAUAACGCAUGUGUUUGGUUAAAUUUAGGGUAUAAUCAGUGUUUAGUGUAUCAAUUUCAAUCGAUACCGAGUGGUUCAUUUAUAGUUAUCAUGAUCAUCACGUAUCAUUGAAUUUAUUGAAAAUGUUAUGAACUCACUGAAAUUUAAAUUCUGCAGAAAAUCCAAUUGAAAAAUAUUCAAUAUAACAUAUGCAGAGAAGAAACUAAUAGUUUAUUAUUUCACCAUAUAAAUUAUUUUAUUUAUUCCUGGGGAUGAAUUUUAUCAGAUAUUUUCUGUAUAAAAUGUCUCAAUAGAAUAAUUUAUAUGAAUAUGUGUGAAAUUCUAUUCACUUUUUUUUUUUCAAUUAAUCUUUUGUAUUGAGCAUUCCAAUGAAAAAUUCAUUGAAUUUCUAGAAAAAUUUUUCAUCAAUACAGUUAUAUAAUGUAUCGAACAAUAAACACUACAGGUGGUGGAUCAAACGGAAGGAGCACGUAGAAUAAUCAGUGAUAUUACAGUGAUUAAACAGUUCAUUGUGCAAUUGCUUACUGCUCUUUAGUUACAACGAAUGAAUAUUGCUGUGGAGAACUUGAAAGAAGUGGCUCCGCAUGAAUUCUGAAAUAAUGAAAAGACUGAUUAUUGUGACCAUGAAAAAUCCAAAAACAAAAUUCAGGAUAUUUAUUUUAUUUUAUUUAACUUAAAUCCUUAAUUUUUAGUGUGAAAUUAAUUUUUCUUCAACUCCUAUGGACGUUUGAAUGUUUUAGAAUUUCCAUCAGACACUCGACUAGUCAGCUAAUUAAGGCAUAAUGACAGACAGUCUCUCCUAUAGGUAAAUCAAAGUAUCAUAAUAAUUCGAAUGAGUCAAGUAGACAGCACAGGGAUAUUUCCAUAAUUAUAAUGAGCUUAUGAGUGUAAAGAAGAUAAAGAACUAUUGAUACCUAAGUGUACCUAAUACAUAUGACAAUUGCGUAUUUUACUAGUGAAACAUAAAAUUUUACCGAUUAAUUUGAGUACAUUGGAUAUUUAAUGAGAAGUAUGUGCUCCACAUUCCGUAUGGAAAAAAAAAUUCUCAAGUUAUUUGUAAUAAUGAUUUUCAAUAGGCACAUAGCUUCAUCCUAAGCUAUUCUCAUGAAUUAAUGUCGCUUAAAAUGCAAUAUUUAAUAAACGAGAAACAUUGGUGGAGUAAAAAUGUUUAUUCAAGGAGGAAGUGGAGUAGACGAUAUUUUGGACAUCUUCAUUAGUACAAAUAAGAGAAUUAUCAUGGGAAUUUUAAUUUUGUAAGCUCACUUAUUGCUUUUCAAUUGUCAAUCUAUAUUUCUGAAAUCCAAUACUUGGUAGCAAUAAAAUUGAUCCUUCCAUUAUCCUUGAUUCCCGGAAACUGUUCAAACUUUCUGCCAACUCUCAUUCUUCUCUACUACACAGAGUUUUUUAUAAAAAUUUCACGGACACCAAUAAAUUCAGAGCUGUUCGUUUAAAUGAAUCUAACCACAAAUGGAAUUACGAUGAAAGAAAAAAUGACCUUAAUUCAUGAGAAAAGUCUCAUUGUGAUGAUGUAGCGAUGAUUUCCAUGAUUGAAUACAAUAAAAAUUCAAUUCCUCAACUCAUAAUGCAUCGUUUUAGCCUUCCAAGAAGAAGAAAUAAUUUAAAAACAACAACACUAAUGAGAACAACAAUGACUCUAUGUUGAUUAAAAAUCCACUUGAUCAGCUAAUUGAAUGAAUAAGAUCAGAUAUACUUAAUAAAAUUAUCACUUUUACAGUGUACAGCGUACAGCGUAGGAAAGAAUAAGGAAUAUUUUAAUACAGUUUAAUAAGUGGUCGGAUUGAGUAAUAGAAUUAUUAUCCACUUGCAUAGAAUUAUUUUUAUCAAACACAAAACCAAAUGUGCAGCUCAAAAUUUAGCCAUCAGUGGCAUAUUGAAAUGCUGAGAAGUAAAUAAAUAAAAUUGAAUGUAAUUUACACUUAAUUCAAAACAAAUGUAAGAAAAAUGUUGUGAAACUCGUGUGAAUGUGAGUAUUGCAACAUCAUAAGAUCGUAUGUUAAACAAAUAUACGUUUACAAAUGCAACACUUGAGUUUGAUCAAUUCUUCUUUGGAUGCCCACGGACAAUUGAUGAAAUGGAUAAUUGAAAGUAAAUUAAUCUCAAAUCAAUCACCGCGUCAGCAAUGGCAAAAGUCAUUAUUUCAAAGUGAGAAAAUAACAUAAAAUUCAUGUAAAAUCGAAAUUACGAUUUCUUCCAAACACGCCUGAAAAUAAUAGUUGUAUUUAAGGGUUCGGCUCAGGAUUAUAUUUAAUAAACUCUUUCAAGUAUAUUCACGUAUGAAUAUUUUAUUACUACAUCAAUCCUCAAAGUUCUGAAUUAAGUUUCUACCUCACUUAUUAAUUAUAUAACCAGUAAUUUUCCUUUGAAUAUCCAGAGUUUCGUCACAUCACUCCGAUGACACAUUAUGCAAAUAUUUAUUUUGUCAAUUGCCCAUUGAAAUCACGGAAAGAGUCAAUUGUGUGAAAAUUUCAAUGUUUUAAGAAUUUAUAUCUGUGAUUAUUCUUCAUAGAUGAGAGAAUGUGAGAAAAAAAAAAAA
Messenger RNA from Fopius arisanus, 6381 nucleotides. RefSeq names its product regulatory transcription factor Rfx (gene Rfx). The transcript is spliced from 9 exons. The record is from RefSeq and is a predicted model, not a curated record. Gene Ontology annotation, biological process: regulation of transcription by RNA polymerase II. NCBI's taxonomy places the organism in Eukaryota, Metazoa, Arthropoda, Insecta, Hymenoptera, Braconidae. The coding region runs from base 1 to 2544 and encodes 847 amino acids. Gene Ontology annotation, molecular function: RNA polymerase II cis-regulatory region sequence-specific DNA binding; DNA-binding transcription factor activity, RNA polymerase II-specific.